This is a messenger RNA of Pseudomassariella vexata, 1872 nucleotides long. RefSeq lists its product as uncharacterized. The coding region runs from base 1 to 1872 and encodes 623 amino acids. Lineage: Eukaryota; Fungi; Ascomycota; Sordariomycetes; Amphisphaeriales; Pseudomassariaceae. The record is from RefSeq and is a predicted model, not a curated record. The transcript has a single exon.
AUGAGUGGACGAACUCAAAUCUACAGCCAUCAUCUGCCUGAUCUCGUGGCUGCCCUGCGGGAAGUCGUCAAGGAGACUGCUCCCGAGGAUAAGGCCAUCCGAGGCCGAUGCACCUACUGCGAUAGGCCAGGAAAGAACACCUGUGGUCAAUGCAAUUCGGCCAAAUAUUGCUCUGCCGCCUGCCAGAAGAAGGACUGGCCCACCCACAAGGUACUCUGUUACCAGUUUGUCAACGACUUCCAGGACUCCAAGCGCCCGUCCUACAAGCACGUCCGAGGCAUCCUGUUCCCAGCAGGUGAAAACAAGCCCAAGUUCAUCUGGGUCAGGCAAAUUCACACUUCCAAUCAGGCUCGCCUCAUCCUCUCCGAACACCUCCAUUGCACCGAGUCGACGGGCUUAGCAGACUCCUGCACCUUCGACUGGAUGCCUAGUAAGUUCGAGAAGCAUGGCCACGGCCUCAUGGUCCUCAAACGUUGCCUUUUCCCGCCGUCUGGCGACAUCCCCAUCAACAAGAGUAUCUUGUCCCUCAGCAAGCCGGGCCACAUGAAGCUCCGUUUUGGCAACCACCUCUUCCUCGCCCACAAGUCGGGCCGCGAAGCCACGUACCUCCUCGACGACACCGACCUCCGCGACUUCCGUCACGCAAUUGACUACUACCAACAAAGCCCCUACAAUCCGUGCGUCGUUGACCCGGAGCGCUACCCCCUGCCUACCGUCCCCGGCCUCCUCCUCCACUGCGACGGUGCCCUUCGCCGCCUAUUUGAGUUCGGUGUCACCAAGCCCAUCGAGCAGGUCAUAGUCCCGCGCAAGUACCCCUCGGACUGCAGCGAGUUCAUAGAGGAGCAACGCGUCAUGGCUACGGAGCAAAUGGGCCUGCCUUGGUACAUCCGCCGCUGGGAUCCCCGUCUCGAGUGGCCUGUGGACCAGCGCACCCUGCAUAACCUGCGCAAUGAGCGCGCUGAGAAGCUCAUCCGCAAGCGGCAGGGCCCAGCUGAGAUCGCGGCGCAGAAGGAUGAGAAGACGCGCAAGAUGUAUGAGAAGUAUGCACAGCAGGGAAUUUCUAUCUUUGAGCAUGUCCACGAUGCUGGCUCGGCUGUGCUGUACGAUAUACGCGAAAAUGUGGGGUUGCAGCCUAUCCAUCUGGUAGCCAUGAAUGGAUUCAUUGACGCUGAUAAGGUGACGAGAAUGAGCCGCGGGGAUAAGGUCGUCGGUGGGUGUAACCUCCUGGGAAAGGAGGACCGGCCGCGCAAGGAGAUGAUGAUGGCUUUUGAGUCGUGGUUUAGGAAGUGGAAGGGAUUGGACUUGGAAAGUGUGGUCUCGCCGUUUGCGCUUGGAGGAGGGUAUGCGGAGGCGUGGAUGUGGGUGGACAUCAUGAACAAAAUGUGUGUGGAGACCUUGGUGAAGGAGAAGAAGAAGAAGAAGCGAUUAUUAGACCGCUCGGACAUGGUUGAUUCAGCCCAUGAUGGGUUCGACCAAGUUGAUUCGCAGCGAGUCGUUCUGGAGGUUGAUGGAGAGCAAGUUGCUGCCGAGCUCAUUGGUUUGGGAGACGUUCACCUCGGUGACUGGGAGCAUGUCAAUACGGAGCACACCGCUUCGGAUCACGUCAACUCAACUUAUGCCAGCUUGGAUCAAGUUGACCCGGACCGCAUUCACUCGGAGUAUGUCGACUCGAAUCACGUCGACUUGGAUCAAGUUAACUUGAAGCGCGUCCACUCAAAGCAUGUGAACUUGGAGCACAUUAACUCAGAGCACGUCAACCUGCAGGUCUUGGGCACCCAAGUCGAGACUGCAGGUCUGUUUGUGGCCAUUGACGUAGAAGAGUGUGUUUCAACUCGGAGCAUAUCAACUGGAACUCGGCGCAUGUCGACUUGA